CGAUUAAUGAGAUGGGUGGACUCUUUGUAAGGCUUGGGUAAUCCUCCUUUCUUUGAGCUAACUUUUGAGGUGUGAGUUAGACCUAAGAACUAAUUUCAAUUGAAUCUGGCAUAAAUGGGAAAAGAAAUGGUAUGCCUAACAUUAGAGGAAGAAAGAAGAAGAAUAAGUGAUCUUAUUGAUGAUUUCUUGAAUGGUUUGAAGAAAAUAAAGAAUGAAUUCAUUGCUUCAAAAUGGGAUGACAUUGAAAUGCUAAGAAUGGAAUUGAGAUUCCUAAGAACAUUUGUCCUGUUUGGGAAUUGGAAUUUGGAUGACUUUUACUAGAGGAUGUUACUGAAUAUACGUAAGUUCGAUGAUCUAACAGAUACAAUUUUCAAUGAAGAUGAAUUUAUCGUAGCCAAAUACAACAUGGACAGUCUUCCGUCUUACCUGCGGAAAGAAAUCAACAGUUAUUUGAGAUUGAAGAAUGUAAACAUCAUAACUGAGGAGAAUAUGUUUGAAUAUACGGACAGCCUCAUCAAGAACCUUCAUGAUCUACCAAAGUAUUGUUCUUAUUUGCUUCUACCCCUCAUGAGUUAAUACAAGAUUCUUCGGCAAGUAUGCACACAUCUCAGAGAUUUCUAUGAAUUGGAAUGCAUAGCUGCCAACAGAACAACAACAGAAUUUCUCUAUGCUUGGUACCGAAUGACAGUUGAUAGAGUAACACAAUUCUGUUUUGAUCUUUGGACCGGAAAGUACAAAAACUAUGGAUAUGAGUAUGCCGUCUCUGAAUGCUCUUCCAAGAUCACUUCUCUACUCAUCGACAUAAUCCCUCUUGAGUUGGAGGUUCUAUACAUUUCUACUUCUAAGCUCAUCAAAGAAUCAACGUCAAAAGAACUAGAAGGAUUGGUUAAGCAAAUCCUAAAAGCAUCUCCAAGGAUUCUUCAAAAUUAUCUCAUUCAUCUCCAACGGCGCAUGGAAGUUGCAGUAGAUGUAAAUUACGCUCCAACUCAAAGCAUUAAUGUCAUGAUGGAGUUCCUAUUGAUCUUUCUCACUGAUAUGCCAAAGCGGUUUAUCCAUCGUGAAAAAUUGAACGAUAUGUUGGCACAUGCUGGAAUGCUUACCAGAAAAAUAUCUUUUCUGGUGAGUAAGCUGUUGGAGGAGAUCUCUGAGGAUAAUAUCAAUGAAGCGGACUUUUCAGCUCCAGACUUUUUGCAAGAAAUUGAACAAAUGAAGGGAGAUAUCAGACAGAUUUUUUUAAAAGCUCCCGAGUCAUCUCAACUUCGUUUUCCUAUGGAUGAUGGUUUCCUCUUCAUGAAUCUUCUGCUCAGACAUUUAAAUGAUUUGCUCAUUGCCAAUGUCUCUUCAGUUACUCUGAUAAAGAAAGAAAUUGGGAUGGUGAAAGAAAUCCUUGAAUUCCUAACAUCAUCUUUCGGGAAAGUCAGGAAAACGUUGGAUGGCACUAGUGGAGUAGUUAAAGAUUGUUGGUUACAUGCUUUGGAUGUGGCAUAUGAGGCAGAGCAUGUCAUUAAUUCCAUUCUUGUCAGAGAUAAAACUCUCUUGCAUUUAAUCUUCUCACUUCCGAAUGUCACUGAUAAGAUCAUGCUUAUCGUGGCAGAAGUCACCAGUUUAGGGCUGGAGGAUAAGAAUGGGGAUGAACCCCUUGAUGCAAAGUCUUCCCAUGAGUCAAUUGUGUUAACCUCAUCAUCUUUUGUUGAGGUAACAGUAGGUCAUGAGGAAGAAGAAGCCUGGAUCAUUGGCCAGCUCCUUGAUGAACAUGAAUCCGAACUUGAUGUCAUUUCCAUUGUUGGAAUGCCAGGAGUCGGUAAAACUACUCUUGCCAAUAAAGUGUAUAACAAUACAUUAGUUGCUAGUCAUUUCAAUGUUCGUGCUAAGUGCACUGUUUCCCAAAAGUAUAACAAGUCAAAGGUGUUGCAGGAGAUUCUUCAGCAAGUUACUGGCUCGAGAGGAAAAGAAAGUGAAGAUGACCUUGCUGAAAUGCUACGAGUAGCACUGUACGAUAAAAGGUACCUCAUCGUUUUGGAUGAUAUGUGGGAUAUUGCAACAGGGGAGAUGUUAAUGGCAUGUUUUCCAAAGGUUAAGAGAGGAAAUAGAAUCAUCUUAACCAGCCGAAGUAGUAAGGUAGGUUUGCAAGUCAAAUGUCAUAGUGAUCCUCUCCGCCUUCAACUUUUAACACCUGAAAAAAGUUGGGAUUUAUUCGUAAAAAAGGUAUUUGGAGAUGAAGGAAGCUGCCCUGCUGAACUGUCAAAAGUUGGUUACCAAAUAGUUGAGAAAUGUAAGGGUCUUCCCUUGGCUAUUGUUUUAAUUGCUGGAGUAAUUGUUAGAAGGAAGAAAAAGGAAAAGGAUUUUUGGCUUAAGAUACUGCAUAAUCUGGAUUCCUUUAUUUCUACCAACAUCAAUUUGGUUAUGCAAUUAAGUUAUGACCAUUUACCAUGCCACCUGAAGCCGCUGCUGCUUUACUUUGCAACAACUCAAAAGAGCCAACGAACUCCAGUCUCUACAUUGAUGCAGUUGUGGAUGGCCGAAGGGUUUGUGGAUCAUGAUAGUUUAGAGGAAGUAACUCAAAGUUACUUGGAUGCUUUAAUUUCCAGUAACCUGAUAAUGGUGGAUCAUAUCCCCUCCGAGAGUAUUUGGUGGACGUCUACAAUGAUCAAGGUUUGCUAUAUGCAUGAUGUUGUGCAUGAUUUUUGCUCAGUAAAAGCGGAAAAGGAAAAGUUUUUCAAGUUAAUCAAUUCAGGUGAUCCAUUUCAUGCUUCGGAUUUGCUACAACAUCGUCUAACCAUUUAUGCUGAUUAUGAGGGCGAGCUCUGCAAUAAAUGUGUUUUGUGCAAGUUUAUUAAGUGUUCAGCUGCUAGUAAGUAUCUCUUAUCUUUGAGCGUGAGGAGUUCUCUCUAUGAAUACAGGUAUAUCCAUCACACUAGACAGUUGAGACUUCUUAGAGUGUUACAACUGGAUGACUUUAUUUUCUUUGAAGAUUCUUUAAUGAAAGAAAUAGGGUCCCUAUUUCAUUUGAGGUUCUUGAGCAUUAAGACUGAUAUGAAAGCCAUCCCAGAGUCGUGGGUGAACCUCCAGAAUCUGGAAACUCUGUUGAUCAAUACACAUUAUUCCACCAUGGUAUUACUGCCUAGAAUAUUGCAACUGUCAAAGCUGAAAUAUGCAAGCGUUGGCCUGAGUUCUUUCUUUGAUGAAGAGGACAAUAUCCAAAGCAGAAUAUUGGAAGGUGAGAAUUCAAAGCUGAAAACUUUAUCCAAUGUUUAUAUCUCAUAUUCCCAAGGCACGAAUGAUGCUUUAGAGAAGUUCCCAAAUCUUGAGCACCUUGAUUGCACCAUCAUGGUACCCGAGUGUCCUCCAACACACGGCGAUUGGUUUCCCAGGUUUGAUGUCCUUAAUAAACUUCAAUCGCUCUCUUUAAAAUACCACAAACCACAGUAUUAUUUUUGUAAUCCCAUUGAAUAUCACUUCCCUACCGGCUUGAAAGAGUUGCGGUUGUUUGAUAUUCCCGUGAGACCUGUUUUAUUGUCAGCAAUUGUGGCAUUGCCUCAACUUGAAAUUCUGGAGAUUAACUGCUGUGAUUUCGUGGAGGAUAAGUGGGAUGCAAGUGAGGACAUCUAUCAAAGUCUUAAGACUUUGCGUUUGGCAUGUCCCGAAUUAUCAGAAUGGGAAGUUGAUAGGGAAACUUUUCCCAAGCUUGAGGAAUUAAUACUAGCACAUUGUGAGGACCUUACGGAGAUCCCUUGUGCAUUUGGGGAUAUAGACUCUUUAAAAUCCAUUCGGUUUGUUAAAAGUGAGCUUGAGCUUGGAGAUUCAGCCAUGAAGAUAAAGAAAGAUGUAAUGGAUUUCACAGGAGAGGACAGACUUCAUGUCCAUAUAUAAUCUAUGUAUCUUCCCUGAGCUGACGAAGAAGAGUUAAGCCUCGAAAUUUAGGCAUUGCAGAUGGCUUGUAGGACAGGGAGACGGUACACAAGGCGAGGUGAUUUGAACUUGGUUUAGAGAUUGUUGGGUAAUGUCAACAUCAUGCUAAUGGAAAGGCCACGAGAGUCUGGAGUGGCCCUUGCUUGGUGGAGUUAGUUAAGAAAUAAAGUUACGUAUUUGCUAUCUGCAGCUAUAACUCUUCUUUCUCAUUUGCUUUUUUAUUUUGUCUACAAUGUUAUAGUAGAUGUUGGGAUAACUCUAUGUUUUUUCAUUGUUAAAACAGUUUUAUGGUCCUUUUCAAAGAUCAUUACCAGUUUACUUAAUAUGCAAUAUCAUACAAAAUUAUAGUGCUA
Solanum pennellii is the source of this 4262-nucleotide messenger RNA. RefSeq names its product putative late blight resistance protein homolog R1A-3. Gene Ontology annotation, molecular function: ADP binding. NCBI's taxonomy places the organism in Eukaryota, Viridiplantae, Streptophyta, Magnoliopsida, Solanales, Solanaceae. The transcript is spliced from 2 exons. The record is from RefSeq and is a predicted model, not a curated record. The coding region runs from base 682 to 3870 and encodes 1062 amino acids. Gene Ontology annotation, biological process: defense response to other organism.